GGACUUACAUGCAUAGCAUAUAAAUGCAAGUACAUACAAUUCCUCGAUCUUUGUGACUGUCAGAAUGUAUGUGACUAUGGAGUUAUAAACAUCAUCAGAUCCUGUAAAUUUUUGAAAUUUCUCGAUUUAGGAGGAUGUAUGCUUGUUACAGACAAAACUCUUCAAUCUAUUGGAAGUGAAGGAAUACAAUUGCAUUCCGUCAGUCUAUCUAAAACGAAUAUAACAGAUGAUGGCGUGUAUUCAAUGCUGAAGGGACCGUGUUCAAGAACUUUAACAGAAAUACAUUUGAACAACAACAAUGAUCUGACGGACGAUUCGAUAGUGUUUAUAGCCACUAGUUGUCCGAACCUUCGAGUUUUUUCAUUCCACAAUUGCCCGAAUUUAACUGAGAGAUCCAGGCAAGCUCUUCAGAGCAUGUCUCCCGAAAACCUAAAGAAUAUAACAUUUACAGUUUAUUGA
Molecule: messenger RNA, 459 nt
Organism: Helobdella robusta
Lineage: Eukaryota; Metazoa; Annelida; Clitellata; Rhynchobdellida; Glossiphoniidae
Exons: 5
Biological process (GO): SCF-dependent proteasomal ubiquitin-dependent protein catabolic process
Cellular component (GO): SCF ubiquitin ligase complex
Molecular function (GO): protein binding
Source: RefSeq, a predicted model, not a curated record